AUGCCACUAUUAUCGUACGGUGCUGAUCCCAACAUCAGAAACCGGUGGGGCGACCUUCCUCUUCAUGUUGCUGCUAAACGAGGCAUAUCUUUGUUGAUUCACCCAUUAGUCGAAGCUGGAAAUGACCUCAAUGACCGAAACAGUUUUGGGUCAACAGCUCUUGAAAGGGCUUCAAGGUAUGGUCAUGAACAAGCCGUACAGGCGCUGCUAGACCUCGGUGCCGAUACUACGAUCUGUGAAGAUAGUUACCAAUGGAAUCCACUCCAUAGUGCAUCGCACAAUGGAUCCGAGGCAGUGGUUGAUAUGCUACUUCAAGAAGCACCAAAUUUGAUGGCCCCUGACGUGGAUGGGGACACGGCACUUCACUUAGCAGCUCUGGAGAAUCGUGUUGGAGCAGCAAAACUACUAUUGGCAAGUGGAGCAGAUGCCACGGCCAAAAACAAGGAUAGGGUGACGCCG
Molecule: messenger RNA, 459 nt
Organism: Hyaloscypha bicolor E
Lineage: Eukaryota; Fungi; Ascomycota; Leotiomycetes; Helotiales; Hyaloscyphaceae
Product: ankyrin
Exons: 1
Biological process (GO): proteolysis
Cellular component (GO): cytoplasm; nucleus
Molecular function (GO): protein binding; aspartic-type endopeptidase activity
Source: RefSeq, a predicted model, not a curated record